CUGCGGCCCGGGAGGCGGGCGCGGUGGGAGCCGACGGCCGCGCGCUGCCCACCUGGGGCCGCAGACCCCGGGCCGCGCCCUGGUCCCCCGUCCCCCGCGGACACCCGUGAAGGGGCGGCCGCCAGGUGGACGCCCUGCCCUAGAGCCCGGGUGGGGUUGGGGAAGAGACGCGCAGAGCCCUGGAGACCCGGACGCUUGGGUUCCCCGGCGACCUGUCAACACUCCUCCCGGCAAAGGGCUGGUGGGACUCUGGGGUAGACACCUCGCAGUUGAUGCUGGAAGGAUGGGGGAGUGGUAGGAGGGUCACCGUCGACCAGAGCGUGAGCACUUCAUAAAUAUUUAAUGACAGUAUUAGUAUUAAUAAUGUCAUAAAACGGGCCCCAUGUGUCCUCCCGGGACAUUUACACCUGGCAAGGCCGAGGGAUCUCCAGAGUGGCUUCUAACCCACUUUAGCGCUGAGAUUGCCCCCUCGGCUGGGAUGGGAAAGCCUAAAACCUUUACAGAAUAGUCUCUGAGGCCGGGCAGAAGGAAAAAAAGCUUGUCAAGAAGCCUCGCUAGGCCAAACACAGGAAGCUCUAGCCGAGAUGGAGAAGCUGUAGCCUUUUUGCUCCAAUUCCUUGUUCGUAAAGUAGAUGAUGGUUGAUCCUCAGUCCCGUGUGUGUGUGUGUGUGUAUGUGUGUGUGUGUGUGUGUGUGUGUGUGUGUGUGUGUGUGUGUGUGUGUGUACCUCGUCCUGUCACUUUGGUGAUCUCCGACAGUCAACACUGACUGGCAAAAGGCGCUCUCUGGGUAUAGUGGCAUGUGAUGCGUUUUGAUUGAAGUUGGUGCUCAGGGUGAUAUUUCUGUGACCCGGGACCUCUUUACAUAUGUGCAUUAGAACUACAUUCAUUCCUUCAUUGAUUCUAUAAAAUAACCAGCAAGCGCCACACUAAGACAAAGCCCCACCUGUCCUGGAGUGAGCAAAUGGAUCAUAAACACAAAAACAAUCAAAUAAAAAUGGGGAGCUGGGCGGAGGGGGGGCGGGGAGCGCUGAUUUUCUCUUUUCUUCCUUGAGGCACUACCCGGCAACCAGGAAAAGUGAGGCUGUGGUGCACAGCUGUAACCCCAGCAGCGGGAGGAUCCAAGAUUCACACAGUGAGACUGUCUCAAAAACUAAACACCCAAACAAAAGCCCCAAACCAAACACCAACCUCAAUAAAUACAAAUCAGAAAGGGGGCACUGGCUAGAUGGUUCAGCAGGUGAAGACCUUCGCUGCCAAGGCUGCCACUGAGUGUUCGACCCCUGAACCUCACAUGGUAGCAGCAGAGAAGCUGUGGCGUGUGUGCACUGAGGCAUUCAGGCACUGGCGUACAUAGAUGUACAGACACAAACUAAGAAAUAUGUGUCAAAAAGAAGAUAAAACAGUAGCAACAGCAAAGGCAACAAAGAAGCCUGGUGGUGGCUCACACCUUUAGUCCCCUCAGUCCCAGCACUCAGGAGGCAGAGGCAGGCGGACCUCUAAGUUUGAGGCCAGCCUGGUCUGUGACGCCAGUUUCAGGACAGCCAGGGAUAUAUAGAGAGACCCUGUCUUAAAAAACAAAAACAAGCCGGGCGGUUGUGGCGCACGCCUUUAAUCCCAGCACUCGGGAGGCAGAGCCAGGCGGAUCUCUGUGAGUUCGAGGCCAGCCUGGGCUACCUAGUGAGUUCCAGGACAGGCGCAAAGCUACACAGAGAAACCCUGUCUCGAAAAACCAAAAAACCAAAAAAACAAAAACAAAACAAAAACAAAAACAAAACAAAACAAAACAAAAAAAACAAGCAAACAAUUCAAGGAAAGAAAGUCUGGAGAUACAGUAGAGAGUAUUGCAUCUGUUCAAAUCACAUACACACACUCAAAAGCACACACACACAUAGACACACUUGAACAUGCACACAUAUACACACCCUAAUAAGGAGAAAAUACAUAUCACAAAGUAGAAGAAAUUGGUGCUACGUGUAGCCCUUAAUGGUGCAGCACUUGCCUAGCAUGUACAAGGGUAAAUUCAAACCCAGGACUGAAAAUUUAAGAAAUAAGAAAGAAAAGAAACUUGUUCCCUAACGGUUAUCUGCUUCAAGGGAAAAAAAAAAAAAAAAAACAAAAAACCUGGAUGUGCUGGCACACACCUUUAAUCCCAGCACUGGAGAGGCAGAGGCAAGCUGACCUCUGUGAGUUCAAGGCCAGCCUGGUCUACAUAGUGAGUUCCAGGACAGCUAGGGCUAUGCAGAGAGACACUGUCUCCAAAGAGAGUGAGAGAGCAAGAGAGAGAGAGAGAGAGAGAGAGAGAGAGAGAGAGAGAGAGAGAGAGGAAAAGAAAAUAAAAAAAUCAUAUUUCCCCUCCAAGACUUAAUUACUAUGCCAUUACAACACUAAUACUUGGGCUGUAACUCAGUGGUAGAGCACAUGCUUAGCAUGCACGGGCCCUGGGUCCAACUUCCUGUCCCAUAAGUAAACAAGUAAAUAAAAUCAUAAUAGUAAUCAUUCACAUUUCAUAAUACUUUAUGAUUUGAAACAUUUUGUAUGCCUGCUUUAUUUCAGUUAAAAUAAUAGCAACAAUAGAACUGUGGUUGUAACUCAGUUGGGAUAGUUGCCUAGCGUACAUGGAACCCUGGGUUCCAGUCCUAAGGCCCCAUUAACUAAGUGCCCCUGUAACCCCAGCACUUGGACGGGGAGGCACGAGAACAGGAAGUUCAAGGUCAUCUUCAGCUACAUAGGGGGUUCCAGGCCAGCCUGGAAUACAUGCAACCUUGUCUCAACAACAAACUAAACAACAUAGAGUGUCUGCAUGCGAGGCCCUGGGGUAAAUGCCUUACAUAAAUGUUACCAAUUUAAAGUUGGACAUAAUAGCAGAGAGUGUAGCGGUUACAUGAUUACCCAAUCCAGAAACGUUACCAUGGGGGCUGGAGAGAUGCCCCACUAGUUGAGAGCACUUGCUGCUCUAACAGAGGACCCACUUUCCAUUCCCAGCAGCCAUAGGCAGCUCCCUACUGCUAAUAAAUCCAAAGUAGGAAAAUCCGUAGAGAGAGCAGGUAAGUGUUUCCACGGGCUGGGAGGGGCAGGGCCAGCGGCGUUUCUACCAUGGAUGUAAAAUUUCCUUUUAGGUCAUUCAGAAUGUUCUUGAACUAGAAGUGCCGAUGGUUGCACAGCAUCGUGAACGUUCAAAAUCCCAGCCCGCAGGAGUCAGAGACAAGUGGCUCUCUGAAGUUUUAGGCUAGCCUGGUCUACAUAGUGAGUUCCAGUCCAGCUAAGGCUACCUAGUGAGAAUCUCUCUCAAAAUAUAAAUAAAAUUAUUGAAGUGGGUAUUGGGGAUGCAGCUCAGUGAUGAGCACUGGCUAGAACACACCAAGCCUUGAGUUCAGUCCCCGGCAUCACAGAAAGGGAGGUGAAUGUUACAGUAAAAUUAUUAAACUGAUCGGUUCUCUGCCAUGUGAAUUUAUAUUUGUUGGCGCUGCUGCAACAAAAUAUCAUCAACCAGGUAGCUGCUGAACAAUAGAAGUUCACCGCUUGUAGUGCUGGAGGCCGGGAAGGCUGAGGUCAAGUUCUCUAGUGCACCUGUUUCCUCAGAGACAAGGGGCGUCUCUCUGGGAAGACUGCCUUCCUGAUCUCCUCGUCUCCUGGACACUCCCACCUCUUCCGUCUGUCACCUCGGGGUUUAAGAUUCCAGCAGAUGAACUGAGAGCGGAUGCAAACGUUCAGACCGUAGCAGAACUUUACCUCAGUGUGUGUAAGGCUUGUGGGGCUUCGGCUGUAGCUCAGUGGUAGGACACUUGAGUAGCAGACUCUCGGCCCUGGAUUCAGUCCCCAGGACGACAAAAGAAAACAAAAACCUUACAGGAGAAAAAAGUAAAGAAAGGAAAAGAAAAGUAAGGUAAGGGUAGGGAACAGUGCUCUGGGUUUCCUCAAGUGUGACGUGGUGACAAUAGCAGCCCCCGAUCCCCAGAGUCAAGAUGAGUAACAUGUCAGUUAGUGUCACAUAAAACACUUAUCCUACAGUAGAUACCCAAACUAAAUGUCAAUUACCUUUUCUCCUACACAAAUGUCUAACCUGUUUGCCUACUUAAAAAAAAAAAAUGGCUCCAGCCAGACAGCCUGUCCUCACAUGGGGUUCACCCACGCUUGCUUCCUGCACCUGGCGGGCCAUGCCACCGGUGGAAACAUAUUGCCUCCUGUGUACAGGGCAACAUGGUCCUUGGGCCAUCGCUGCGGAUUCCAAUUCUGCGAAUUGGCCACUGAAUCAGAGGCUCCAAGGCCUCCAAGGCCUGUCUAGGAAGUGGCAUUUUUAAGACUAGCUCUGGAGUGUGAGAGCAUCAGGUUAAAUUCUCUCUACUGUCUCCUCAGGAGGCCUGCCCAGGGAAACACUGAUGUCCAGACCCCUCUCAACCUUUGCCUAAGGUUCUGAGUGUCUCUUAGCUCCACCUUGGGCUCUUCUGGGUGUGCCAUCACCCCUUGGACUAGGGGACCCCAGAGACAGGUGCCCACCCUCUCUGUCCUCUGCCUUCCUAAACACAGAUCUUCUGGGUCUCCCUGGGUGUGGGGUGUCCUGGGAUGCUAGAGAGAGACAGUCUUCAGAAGUCGUAGUGUCUUCCUUUGUUUCCUUUUCUGUGUUCUUGGGAGAGCUCGGCCUCUCUUUCCCUGCCAUUCUAUUUCUGACUUUUCCAGAUAGUCCGGAAAUUCCAACGCUGCGUCACACCAGCCUUUGCUUUCCUGCUCCUAUCUUACCCAGAAUGCACUAGGUGUGGGCUGGCACCGACGCCGCCGCAGUGACCAUGGAUCCUGGAGCUGGCUCUGACUCAUCUCUGACUGUGAAUGAGCAGGUCAUUGUGAUGUCAAGCCAUGAGACCAUCCGAGUGUUGGAAGUCGGAGUGGAUGCUCAGCUCCCGGCUGAGGAGGAGAGCAAAGGACUGGAGAGUGUGGCCGCUGAUGGCACCCAGAGUGGAGGCUCUACUGAAGCCAGUGAACCUGGUGGUGAAGCUGGGCCGCACGACCCAGACCGUUCUGCAGAAACAACUGUGAAGUCUCUCCCCGGGAUCCCUCCAAGUCCUGCCCCAGCCAUCGCCACCUUCAGCCAAGCCCCAAGCCAGCCUCAAGCAUCACAGACCCUGACGCCACUGGCUGUACAAGCUGCCCCCCAGGUCUUGACUCAGGAAAACUUAGCCACAGUUCUGACAGGAGUUGUGGUUCCGGCAGGGGCGGUUACUCAACCUCUUCUUAUCCCCAUCAGUAUUGCAGGUCAAGUGUCUGGGCAGCAGGGGCUGGCCGUGUGGACAAUCCCUACAGCAGCCGUGGCUGCCCUCCCCGGACUGGCCGCUGCUUCUCCUACGGGGGCAGUCUUCAAGCCGCCUUUAGCUGGGCUCCAAGCCGCCGUGCUGAACACCGCCCUCCCGACACCUGUACAAGCUGCCCCACCGGUCCAGGCCUCCUCGCCCGCCCAGCCCCGGCCACCAGCUCAGCCCCAGACGCUGUUCCAGACCCAGCCGCUGCUACAGACCACGCCUGCCAUACUCCCACAGCCCACUGCCGCCACUGUCGCCGCCCCCACCCCAAAGCCAGUGGACACCACCCCGCAGAUCACCGUCCAGCCCGCAGGCUUCGCGUUUAGCCCGGGGAUCAUCAGUGCUGCUUCCCUCGGGGGACAGACCCAGAUCCUGGGCUCCCUCACUACAGCUCCAGUCAUUACCAACGCCAUUCCCAGCAUGCCGGGGAUCAGCAGUCAGAUCCUCACCAAUGCUCAGGGACAGGUUAUUGGAGCACUUCCAUGGGUAGUGAACUCGGCCAGUGUGGCCACACCAGCACCAGCACAGAGCCUGCAGGUCCAAGCCGUGACUCCCCAACUCUUGUUGAAUGCCCAGGGCCAAGUGAUCGCAACCCUAGCCAGCAGCCCCCUGCCUCAACCUAUGGCUGUCCGGAAGCCAAACACACCGGAGUCCCCUGCUAAGAGUGAGGUGCAGCCUAUCCAGCCGACACCAGCGGUACCCCAGCCUGCCAUGGUCGUCACCAGCCCGGCCUCAGGCAUCAAGCCAUCGGCUUCGGCUCCCAUCCCCAUCACCUGCUCAGAGACCCCAACUGUCAGUCAGUUGGUAUCGAAGCCUCACACUCCAAGCCUGGAUGAGGACGGGAUCAACUUGGAGGAGAUCCGGGAGUUUGCCAAGAAUUUUAAGAUCCGGCGGCUCUCCCUAGGUCUUACACAGACCCAGGUGGGCCAGGCUUUGACUGCGACAGAAGGUCCAGCCUACAGCCAAUCGGCCAUCUGCCGGUUUGAGAAGUUGGACAUCACACCCAAGAGUGCCCAGAAACUGAAGCCAGUUCUGGAGAAGUGGUUGAAUGAGGCGGAGCUCCGGAACCAGGAAGGCCAGCAGAAUCUGAUGGAGUUUGUGGGCGGCGAGCCCUCCAAGAAACGCAAGCGGCGCACCUCCUUCACACCGCAGGCCAUAGAGGCUCUCAAUGCCUACUUUGAGAAGAACCCCCUGCCCACCGGCCAGGAGAUCACCGAGAUCGCUAAGGAGCUCAACUAUGACCGUGAGGUGGUACGGGUCUGGUUCUGUAAUCGACGCCAGACACUCAAAAACACCAGCAAGCUGAACGUCUUUCAGAUCCCCUAGGGCUUCGUCUCAGCCCUUGUUCCAGCACUUUCUACUCUCCCCUCAGCUACCGGCUGCCGUGGCUGCAGUGACAGUCCCGUGUGCAGCUGUGCGCAGCUGUGCUUGCCCUGGGUCAUGAGACCUCACCUGUGCAUGUGUGUCAAUGCCUGCCUCUUCCGCCCACAUAUGUCACACCCUGGGGAGGCCCAAAGGGCUGCAUGAGAGACCUAGGCUCUGGGCUGGGCACAUGGAAGGAGGGGAUUUGUGAUGUCCUUUCAAAAAGCACUUUGCCAACAUGGUUUCUGAAGGGUGAAUUCUGGUUGGGAACCAGAAAGGCUCUGUCUUUGGGACAGGGCUGUAGCAACUCUUGGGGACCACUGUGCGUUAGCUCUUGUUUUUGGUGGCACUCACCACCCCUUGCCCUUGGCUCCUCUGUGGCUGUCCCAGUAUGACAGCUCACCCAGUGAGAUCUCAGCCUCACACUGCCCUCCUUUACUUUGUACACGGGCACAUUGAACCCUUUAAAGGACCAAGGAGAUGAAAUUCAGAGACGUGUGAUUCACUGUCUGCCUUGACCUCAAGGGCGGAAGGUCCCCGAAGCUGUGAGGUCAGGUACCAUGAGGUCCCUCCCGGGGUCCUGGGGGUGGCGGGUGUGCACGAAGCAGAACCUUUUCCUCUGCAAACCAAGUUGGAAGGGAGGCACAGCGAACUCUCCCAUCCUGGAGAGUCUUGGGUCUGUUGUAGGUCUGGAAUUCAGUAAAUAAGGCCAUCCGCCCAGGUUUCAAUCUAACCUUCCUCCGUGGCUGUCCCCCAACGAAAGCUCUCUAAAGAGAGCUCUCAGCUUGGGGACAUUUCCACUUCCGCAGGCAGCUGCAGGGGGCACGGAUACCGGCUUUCUCCCUCUCUCUUAUGCCCAUACCCGUCUCAGUCCAGUACUGAAGUCUCUUUAAAGGAGCAAACUGAAUGAUAAGCCAGACAGCAAGGGGCUGGAGUCUGGAGGGGGACAGGAUCCAGAAAGCUGGUGGCCCAGGAAGAUCUCGCCGAGGCUGACUUACCUCUAGUUUCCUCUGUGACUUUAAGUCUUGGAUGUUGGUUUCCUCUCACUCUGUCCGAUUGAAGACCAAGUCUGUGUGUGAGCAACUCCUAUCCCCACGCCCCUGCAAUGCUCCUGAGCCCUGAGGGCCCCAGGUCGGGAUGGACUUUGCCUCUGUAGGUGAAGGCAUGCUGAGGGCUGGCAUCAUAUCCAAGUCACUCAGUGAGCUUCCGGCCACAGGGAGGCUGGCCAGCCUUUUCGCUUCAGUGUGUCAGCUGGGGAAUGUAGCUCAGCGACAGAGAACUUAGCAUGUGCAAGGCUCCAGAUCAGUUUCUAGCACUGAGGAGGGGGGUGGGGGUGGGAAUCAGUAUUUGGUUUCAGGAAGCCAGGAAAGAGCUAAGAUGUUUGCCCGAAUGACCCCAGACUUGCUGUGUAGACUGUCCCUGACAGGCUACAAGCUGCAGGGGUUGACCAUUUAACCACUUUUGGUUUGGUUUGCUAUUUUGUUUUUUGAGAUAGAAUCUCACUUAGCCCAGGCUGACUUCAAACUUGUCGUUGAAAAUGACCUUGAACUCCUGAUCCUCCUGUCUCCACAUCCCAAAUGCUGGGAUGACAGUCAUGUACCACCGUGCCUGGCUCUUCUCUACUCUUAGCCUUACAGAGCCUGCUCUCCAGCUGAUGCCCACCCUGUACCUCCUGUGAUCUGCUUGAGGAGGUGACAGUUAAACAAAGACACUCCGGUCACAGUGCGGACACCGGGGCCUAGCUUCCUCUCUGACACUCUGUUUCCUUUCCUGAUGACGGCGAGUCCUCUUGGGUCCUGCAGUGGCUGUGUGGAGGACCUCCUGGUGGCGCUGACCGUGAGAUGGGGACAGUUGUGUGCUGAAUCAACACACACACACACACACACACACACACACACACACACACACACACACACACACACUUCACUGCAUUCAAAUCAACCAAACCUGCUGGAGUCUGUCGGGAACAAGGAGGCAGGUGGGCAGCUUUCCUGACUUGCCUACCAGGACAGACUGCCCCAGAGGGAGAAGCGCCGUAUCCUAGAUUGUGUUUGUCAACCUGCUCCCAUGAGACGGGCAGCCAGGAGGGGGCACUGUAUGUGAGUUUUCAGUAGGGAUGCUUACAUCCUGGGGCUUAUCAAAGUGACUCAUCGGAGGAAUUAUAUGCAGCUUUUCUUGCUCAAAACCUCCACGCAGGAAUGCUUUUUUGUGUAUGGGUAGCAUGUAAUAUGAAGUGUGGCCAUGCUGUGAACAUACAAGAGGAUACCAUCUGUUCUGUGGCAUGACAGGAAACAAAAAAAAAUCGCAAAUCACUGAUCUAAAUUAAGCCUGGCUGUGCCAUGCUAGAGUAAACCAUUUUCGCCUGCGUAGGAAAGACACAUUGGUCAUUCAGAAGAACAGUACGUGCGAGAGCCCGGAUGUUUACAGGAUCUCUCAAAGGGGGUGGGGGUGCAAGGUAUGCAUAAAGUGUACCCAAACUAUAGUUCACUUUGGUCUGUGAACUCUGCCUCUCUCUGCUCCCCCAACCUGAGCCACUAAUCUAUCUACAAGGCAGUUUUUGUUAUUGUUGGAGGUUGGGUGGCAUUGGGCUCUAAAAAAGAACUAAUAGUUUUAUUUUGAAAGCACCUUCCUGGACUUAAGCCUGUGCCCAAUGGCUUUUUUUUUUUUUUUUUUUUUUUUUUUUUUUUUUUUGCCCUGAAAGAUAGGAGAAUGGGCAGAAAUCGGUUAACUGUGGUUGGUUAGUUUUAAGUGAUGGCAAACUAGGACUGUCUAUGGCCCACUGAAUCAGCUGGGCCCUUUGACCCUGCGCUAACUAUGGAUUUUAUCCAAGCAAAGUCCAGAGAAGAAACUGGUCACAUGAACUGUAAACGCACUUGAGUUUGGAAUGAGAAGGCCUGAUGUGUUUGUGUUCUUGAAAAUCCAGUCACCUUCCUAUGCCCAGGGUUCCCUCCCUGCCUCCUCGGCCAGAAUCCGGCCUUGAAGUCCUGAUGGUCUCCCAGCAUGGGGCACUGCCCCCCCACCCAAGCUGUGGAGGAGGACAGGAGAAGCACUUGAUGCAGUUGUGUGAAUAAACAGUAUUUUUUCUUU
Molecule: messenger RNA, 9738 nt
Organism: Peromyscus californicus insignis
Lineage: Eukaryota; Metazoa; Chordata; Mammalia; Rodentia; Cricetidae
Gene: Pou6f1
Product: POU class 6 homeobox 1
Exons: 10
Coding region: 4783-6615 (610 amino acids)
Biological process (GO): regulation of transcription by RNA polymerase II
Molecular function (GO): DNA-binding transcription factor activity, RNA polymerase II-specific; RNA polymerase II cis-regulatory region sequence-specific DNA binding
Source: RefSeq, a predicted model, not a curated record